AUGAGGAGGACGACGAGUCUGCUAUUCUUUUGCGCUAUCAUCGGACAACAAUUCCGCAUUACUGUCAGUUACUUUUGGAAUGAGGAGGCGAUCACUAAACAGAGGUAUGAAUGGAUGUAGUGCAAGUUUAUGUACAAUUGAAGCUAGACGACUAAUCACCACAUUCCAGACCGUUCGAACCGUCGCCGUCGCCCUCAAACGGCGGCAACACUCCGUCGAACCUCGGCUGUUUCAUGUGCACCCAAUUGCUCUCGGUCACCAAGCACCGAGUGGGUCUCUCGGAAAACCAGUUGCGGAACCAGUUGUACGAGAAGUGCCGCGUGCUGCCCUCCGUUUUCAAGGUGCCUUCUCGCCCCGCGAACCAAUGAAUUCCGAGGUCUCGAUGUUAGGAAAAUUUGCAGGAUCAGUGCUUCGCGUUCGUCGAAACCUCGUUGCCGGAGAUCUACUACUCGAUCAACUACGACCUCUCCUCCAAAGACGUCUGCGUGCGCAUGAACUUUUGCGACGCUUCCAAUCCGUUCGCAGUGAGUUUACGAUUUGAAUGAAGGGAACGAAAGAAAAGAGAUGUUCAGGUCGGAGGACCUCUUCCGCCGAUUGAAGGAACCACUGAUUUGCCGGAUGUCGAGGAAGAAGAGGAAGAGGAGAUUCCAACGACGACGACAACCAGAAGACGUACAACCACAACGACGACAACCAGCACAACUACAACCACUCCUCCUCCACCGCCACCGACUCCAGAAACAGAAGAUCCACGGAAGGAGGAGCAUGCAGACCGCAUCGGGCACAAGAAUGUACUAGAGGUGAUAGGAUCAGAGAGAUACUCUCACCGCUCAUUGUUUUCAGAUAAUUCUGCCGCCGGCCCUCCGUCCCAAGUACGUUUCUCGCAACACGAUCGUCGAGACGUCGCGCGAAAAGGUUGCGGAGAAGGAGGAAGUGGUACAGGAGUUCCGAAUUCUUGAGCCUUUUUGAUUAUUUCAGGACGAGAAGCGUUUGACGUGCGCUUUCUGUGAACGAAUGCUCGAGAACGCGAAGAACUACGCAGUCACCUCCAAGGUUUCCGAUCGGUUCCUUUGAUUCUCAAUAGAACGCAUUCGGAUUGCAGACCGACAUCACCUCGUUCGCCAACACCGCAUGCGCUUCGCUCGCCAAAGGUCGAAAUUCGGAUCAGUGCUACCAGAUGGCCGACAAGAAGAUUGCCGAACUGGCAAAGUUUGUGGAUCAGCAAGUGGUCGACGCGUUGUGGUGCGCCGAGCUGAAUCGGUGUUAA
Messenger RNA from Caenorhabditis sp. 36 PRJEB53466, 1267 nucleotides. The record is from the annotation of a GenBank genome assembly. Lineage: Eukaryota; Metazoa; Nematoda; Chromadorea; Rhabditida; Rhabditidae.